Molecule: messenger RNA, 1221 nt
Organism: Paramecium pentaurelia
Lineage: Eukaryota; Ciliophora; Oligohymenophorea; Peniculida; Parameciidae
Source: the annotation of a GenBank genome assembly
AUGAAUAAUCAGGUUCACUUUUCCUUUAAGUCUUUUAAAGUUAUUGAUUUAUUAGAAGAUUCUUUAACUUAUUAUUCAAAGCGAAUUUCAUUAAUAUAUAAUAUUGACAAGUUUUCAUAAAUUAUUCUUAAUCCAAAAUCAAUAACUUAAUUAAAGAAAAAUCAAGAAUAAACUUUACAAAUUUUAUUUUCAAAGAAACAUAAGAAGGAAGAUUUAGAAUUCAAGAUUAAUUGUUAUGAUCCAUAAAUUAAAAAAUAAAUUUCUUAUGAAAUUAAAAUUAAUCUAAAAAGCUCCAAAAUAAUGGAUAUUUUCGGUAAAACACCUGCUCAUAGACUGAUAAGAUAUUAUAAAAAAUCGAUAUCCUAAUAAGCUAAAUAAAUGGAUAUAGUUAAGGUAAAUCAAAAAUCCCUAAAAAAUUUAGAUAUUAUAAAUUUUUCAUUAGAAAAUCAAAUUCUGUGUUUGAAAACAGCAUUUAUUUGUGAAGUCUUAAAUGAAAAAAUUUGUAAGAAUUAAUUAAGAAAAAGCUCGAGUUUAAACCAUAAUCAAAACAUGUAUAUCAAAGAAAUGCUGUAGAUAAGCUAAACUAUAAAAAAAUCUGUAUAGGCGGAAAAACAAGAUUAAUUAUUUGGUAUCAAAAGUUUAAUGUAACAAUUGCCAUUGGUAAGGAGAAUUAAGAUGGAUUCUCAUGAGGAAGAAGAUACUCAAAAAAUAAAUUAUUAAGAUUUAUUAAAUAUUUCAAAUAAUAAGUAGAAUAUUAAUGAUUCUGAAGAGCUUAUACUAAGUAAGAAAUGCUUAAAAAUGGAAGAAAGAGAAGUAUCUAAUGUGCUAUAAAGCCAAAAAUACUUUAAGAGGAUUAGCAAAUGUUAUCAAAUUUAGAAUUAAUUGACUGCUUGUAAGCAAAUGGUAGUUUCCUCUUAGAAACACAUAUUGAAGAUUAAUUAAAAUUAGGUAAAAUAGAUAAUAAAUAUUAUUUAGAAGAUUUAUAUUGGCCAACAAUGGUUUCCCUUUUAUUUAAAAUUAUUUUGUCAGGAUUCUAAGAGUCCUUGGUAAUUAUUUAAUAAAGCCAUAAAUUAUUUGUAAAAGAAAGGAGUUAAUUAUUUAUUGAAAAAAGAGAGAGCAUUUCAGAUUAUGAAAAACUUUUUAACAAUGCAAAAGUUAGAAAUAUAAAAUUAAAUUAUAUUCUAAACAAACAAAUUAAUUAAGAUCAUUUUAUUUUAUUGA